AUGACAGCAUUAGAAGCUGUCACGUCGCCCGACCUGGCGCAUACACCAUUCAAUGUUCAAGCGCUGCUGCUAUUUGCUCUCGCUGAGUUCCACAGCAUUUCCAGAGCCGAGGCUCGUAAGCACCUGGAUAAAGCUAUCACAAUUGCAUUAGAAUUGCGUAUGAACGAAAGAGACUUUGCUCGAGCGUAUGGGGAGGGUAGCGGUGUACUGGAAGAGUGUUGGAGGCGAACGUUUUACGUACUCUAUAUUGUGGAUCAAAACUUCGCCCUUGUCACCAACACGCCCUUCUACACACUACUUCUCACAUCGAACAACGUUGAUUUGCCAUGCGAUGAUGAAUACUUUGAGUCAGGGAACAUCCCGCCUGUGAUGACGUGGGCGGAGUACCAGACCCGUGAGUUCGCAGAAAUUGAGAUUGUUUAUUCCUCAAUCGUAUAUCUUUACGACAUCGGAAUGGUCAUCGCUGGCACCAUGAAGUCUUUUAUCGACACUGCUAUAUUUAGCGAAACGAUGGCCGAGAACUGCGACAUGAAAUUGGCGAUUUGGUCGGCGAUGCUGCCGGCUUGUAAGAAGGACCCGCUUCGACCAGAUGGUCAAGUACAUGGCACAUAUAGUCAUCUCAACACUGCAUAG
Molecule: messenger RNA, 633 nt
Organism: Alternaria ethzedia
Lineage: Eukaryota; Fungi; Ascomycota; Dothideomycetes; Pleosporales; Pleosporaceae
Exons: 5
Coding region: 1-633 (210 amino acids)
Biological process (GO): DNA-templated transcription
Molecular function (GO): DNA binding; zinc ion binding
Source: RefSeq, a predicted model, not a curated record